GCCAGAUUUAAAUCAGCGAGAGAAGUUAACGCUGAAUGGGACAAGACAUUUCUACAUUCAUGGAAGUUCAGAGCUACAAUCGAAAACUAUUAAGGUGACCCCGAAACUACCGAGCACUUAAGCGAAAAUAGUUUCUGUCUAAAGGUAAGUAACGUUUAAUAUUGAAUUUAGUGUUGGACGAAGGACGCAUGUCAUAUCUUUAGGUCUAUCACAGGGUAACAAGUCAGUUAAUAUCAAUAUAAAAGAAUAAAUGUGUUAAAUCUUAAUGUAACUUGGUCUCAGGGGACUUUCGAAAGACAACUCACAAGCGAGCCUGUUGUUCAGGUCAAACCUGAUUCAUUCACCUGCCGAGGUAACUGCCAACAACAACAUUGAAGUAACAUUACAGAGAUUUUUUCCCCACAUCACUUCAUCUACUUCCUUUUAGUUUGUAUUAUUUUUUUCUACAUAUUUAAUGGCAUUAAAGUGAAACACGCGUGUAAUGGUAAGUAUUAAAGCCUAAUGUUCAAGUACAUAAGGCAGAAACGAAGUGUUCGUUUUCAGCCAACUGCGGUAUAACGAAUAAUAAUAUUAUUUAUGACUCGUUGUCCAAAUUCACAAUUUUUUAUUUCUAUUAACCCAUCUGUCUCCCAUCUAGCUAAGGUAUCAUCUCUAAUUAUUGAGCCAAAAGACAAAUACUGAAGCCAUGAUUAUUUUUAAAGCACCUGUAAAGAGCUUAUAGCAGGCUAUAAAACAGGCAAACACUGAGUUUUUAUGAUCAAACAGCACUGUCAGUAACAAGAUGGAUUAUUUCUACUCGUAGUCUAUUGUAGCUUUUAAUGUCUGAAACCACAGCAAUGAGGUAGGCGUCAGACCAGUGGAACAAAUACACUGAAAGCAGGGAGAAAUUUUUCUUUCAAAACACUACUUAUGUGUACAGAAUACAUUAAGCAAAGAGGUUAAAGGAAAUAAUAUUCUUUUUUUUUCAUUUAAUACACUCAAGGUCAUCUUACAAGGUGUCAUAAAAUAAGCUGCCACAUAACGAAAAUAUAUUGACAUAUUUAGAUAUAUACCUAAAAUCAAAUCAGAAUACCAUUUGUAAAAUCCAUGUGAUCACAGUUGAAAAGCCAGAUGAAACAGAUCCGUCUAAAAUUGGGGUUUGAAAAUGGAAAAGUUGAUGUAAUGGAAGCAGAAGGUACUGCUUUUUCUGGAAGAAGCAAAGCUGACACAAAACAAAAUUUCUUUAACAUUUUUAAACAAAGUGAUCAAUGACUAGCCUCUUUGCAGAUAAAAUUUUUGGAGUAAUAGUACAAAAUUUAAAACUGCCAUUUCAACUUAUUUCUUAAUUGGUAUCACUCCUAAGUCCCUCCCUUGGUUUAUUUUUUCCUUCUCAGUGUGCACAUCCUCUUCUCAGCAUGGCUGAGCCUGCUGAGCUGCUGCUUAUUAAGGACCAGUAUGAGUUGGCGUUUCGUUCCCUGAGCCGUGGGCUGGCAGCAGAAGAAGCUGGGAAUAAAGUAGAGGCCCUGGAGUAUUACAGAAAAGGUCACCAGCACCUUACCCAAGGAGUGGAGGUGCCCACUGGAGGGACAAGGCAGCAUGGAGCGGUCUGGGACACAGCCAGACAGCUUCAGCAGAAAAUGAGGGGCACGCUGCAGACUGUCAACACCCACCUCUCUGAUCUGCAGACCUCCCAGAUGACUUCAGGGGCUCAUAGGGGCCUACUGUUAAAAGAUCUUCAGCCUCCCCAAAGCUCCCUUCACCAUUUGUACCCCAGCAUACCUACCACGAACCAGAAUACAACCCCAACCCCUAAAACUCCCCCUCCUAGGCCUCCUUCCCCUGCUGUUCAGCACAUGCACACACACCCCGCAGCAGCACCAGGAACAACUGCCAUGGCAAACACAGGGGAACAACCACCAGCAUACACACGGCAGCCAACUGCUGGCCACCGCAGCCUGGCUUAUGGUCUUGCUGGAGGAGGCCUCCAGACUGGAGCAGGUACAGGAAGUGAUGGACAUGACCUGCUUUUCAUCCCCUCAGGAGUGCAGAUGUUUUUCGUGGCGCCAAAUGGACAGGUCAGCUCUCUGUCUUAUCCUGGCUUCCUUCGUAUCAUUGCAUUUGACAACCAGCAAAAGGACGUCGCUGCAGGGAGGCCCUCAGCAUUUUUACAUGUAAGUAAACAGCAUGCUUUAACAAUUAUGUAUGUCUUUGGGUGUUGGUGUGACACAAAAGAUAUUUUCCUGGGGUGUGUUCUUUGGGCAAGCAUCUUUAAGUACAACUAUUUGCAAAGCUACUGGUUUAAAUACUAUUAGACAAACUAUGUUAUGAAUUAAACAUUAAUGUUGGAGCAUAGAUAGUUAUCAUAUUUAGUUACAAAAUUUGGGGUCUUCAUGGUCUUCAUAGCAACUCAUGCACAUUUUAUGAUAAAAAAGUAAAGUGGUUUUAAAGGUUCAUGAAUUUCACUUGCAUCUCUGUUUUGUCUGUUUUAUCAACUUGAUGAAUAGAUGAUUUGUCUUUCAGACCUCACAGAGCAGUCAAAAACACACAUCCAACUUCUCCAGGGUUCAAUUUGAUCUUAUAAAGAAACAGGCCAUAACAAAAAGUUAAAUCUAUUUGUAAGGACAUAAAACAGACAAAAGAAACUCUUAAAAUUUGAGAAACCAGCUAUGAUAAAAUAUGUUUGUCGUUUUCAUUGAUACCACUAAAUCAUCACUUUACUUAUCUUGGUAUACUCAAGCAGUAUGACUCCCCACAAUGUCAAUGUGUUGCUUAAUGUCCAACUGCUUAAGAGGAGUUUUGGAGUAAGUUUCUAAUUACUUUGAUAGCACAAGCUCCUCAAAAUACAUUAUAGCCCAUCCACUGUGACCCUGUGUGUGAGGCUGUAAUAAAUCCUGUUAGUUUUGUGUGAUUUUUGUUUCGAGUCAAAGUAAAUCUUAUGAGAUAGCUACAAUGUAUCCCUGCUCCUCUACAAAGCGUGCAUUAUUCCGUUCUGUGUACUGCAACUAAACCCAUGACUCUCUGUUCCCACCACACCAGGCGGGUGGGCCGCUUGAUUGUAUUCUGGCUUUGCUUUGUUUCCCAGUAACACAAUGGUCCCAUUAACAGAUGACUCUGCGCUUCUGUUGUGCUGUUGGUCAGUGUCCUGCACCCUCACAGGGUCAUCUGUUUGACACCAUAACAGUGGAAUGAUGCAGCAGAAAAUCCGUACCUGAUAUAAGGUUUCUAACAUGUCAACAAAUGAAGCGCAGGCCGCCAUAUUGUUCUACGCACUGUGGACAGUUCUGGAAGUAUUUAAAUCUUUGCUGAGGUUCACUGGACACGCUUUGUGAUCACACAAUUUUUACUUAAACUCAAAUAUUAUUCAAUGGAUUUUAGUUUGAUAAAAAAUUGAUUCUUAUCAGAGAGCUUGCUGAUGCUUGUAUAUCUGUGACAGUCAGCUUUGGUCUGUGUUAUAUCAGCCUUGGCUACUUUAUCGUCGUGGAUGCAAAGUAAAGAUUUGGCCGGGUUAUUUUAACGUGUAUUUGAGAGGGAAACAGGCUGAAUGAGCCUUUGCAGCCUUACAAAUCUAACCACUGAGGUUGCUGGGGGGUAAAAAUAUAUAUUGAGUGUCAAAUAUUUGAGACUAUUGGAAAGCAUACUGGACUUAAGUGUUUACUAACUGUUUAGAUGUAAACAAGCAUUAACUGGCAACCAGUCUAAAGCAUUUACCACCUUUCCAUUUUUUGAUCCGUCUUUGUGCCUUUAAGGUUUGUGACUGGCUGUACCCACUGACAACAGACACCCCAGUCCUGUUGGCUAACUCAGGGGUCUACAUGUUCCCUGAUUGCCUGGCAGAGACGCCAGGGUCCUACGUGGGCAUUGUGUUGUCCUCUGAACUGCCUGCUGCAGACCGAGAGAUGUUUCAUGAUGUCUUAUCACAGCUGGCUGACCUCAGGAUUCAGGUAGGGAGAGGAGUGACUACUUUUGAAGAAUAUGAAAAAGAGGGUGGGGUGCCGACAUCAUCUCUUGCUUGACAGUUCAGGAGAAAAACAAAACAGCAGGUGUAUUGUGGGUAGAAACAUUCUUAGCUAUCUGAGUCACAUGAAUGCGUGUUCUGUUUGGAUUUAUAAAUGCAUGUUCCUGAUGUAAUCAUUAUAAUCAUUGUAAAUGAUAUGCAUAUGGCUUCAGGGUCCUGCGGGAUCAGGGUCAGUCAUCAAUCUGAAUGAGAAAAUCCCCCUUGGUACCCCAGGAGGGCAAACAGCACUUGCCUUGCCCACAGGGGAGAAGGCAAAACCACUUCCUGGCUGGAGUGAAAAGAUGGCACAAGGAAUCUUGUCAGGUAUGCUUGUAAACAAUAAUGCUCAGAGUGAAAAAGACUGACACAAAACACCACUGCUCCACGACCACUAGAGGACUCACUUUUGCUACUGUUGACAGAAAUUUUUCCCAUCAACCUCUUCAUUUUUCUGCUGUAUACCAAUAUGAGCAAAAUGAUAGCACCAACAAUACCUCUUACUGAACAUCUUUGCUCUUCAGGUGCUACAAAGAUGAGUGUUGGUCUGGUGAAAGGGGCAGAGGCCACAGGUAGGGCCAUUCAUAAAGGAGCAGCCAAGAUAAGAGACCACAUCACACCAGAGGAGACUCCUUCAGAGGUCAGCCCUCGUGUCACCAAAAGUCUGCAGGUGGCCAGACAGGCUACUGGCGGUGCUGUACGGGUCAGCCAGUUCUUAGGUGAGUCAUGAAUAUAGAAAAAAGCUAAAGGAGAACAUAAUGAUCAUUCAAACACCAGAGGGCACAGAGCAAAUGAAAAUCUGAAAACCAAAAAUAAAAACAGGAUGAUGAGCAAGCAUCACACACAUUCCAAGAAAACUCCAAAAAGGCUCAUGGGUUUCUGUAUUAUAAAUGAAUAUGUUUAAUUGGAUAGACUUUUAUGUGCACUUCUACUUGUGCAUAUUUUUCACAGUUGAUGGAGUGAGUUCAGUGGCAGGACACGUGGCAGAGAAGAUGGCGCCUCAUGUGAAGAAACAUGGCGCUAAGCUGGUCCCAGAGUCCUUGAGAAAGGGCAAAGAUGGUCAGCCGUCUACUUUGGAUGGAGCCAAGCAUGUGGCAGUCAGCAGUGUGCAAGGUAGGUGCCAGGAAAAGAGAAUUUUAGGGGACAUGCUUGUUGAUCGCAUAUGAUUCAGCUCAUCCUGUUUUAUUGUCCUUGAUGGUUUUCAUAUCUAUAGCUUUGUCACUUGAAAUCUUUCAAGUCUUUUUGGCAUUUGCAAAAGUGAAUGUCCCAGACUUUGUACAGUACCAAAGGUUUUUGGUUUAUUUUCUUUAUAUGCACUGCAGGUUUCUCGACUAUUUGGACCAGUCUGGAGACCGGAGCAAAGCUCAUUGGCAAAAGCGUUGCAGCAGAGACAGUCACAUGUGUGACCUACAAGUAAGUUUAACUUCUCUUAAUUCACAGACAUUUUCUGUUUAUUUGUGAAUUAUUUCCGAUUGUCUUUCCAGCCUGUUUCUGGAGGAAACUCAGAAUUAGAAAGGACUCAGAAUUAGAAACCAGUUCAGCUAUUGCCUUCUCUGUUUCUUUCUUCUUGGUACGUUUGGGAACUGAUCUGUCCUCACACUUGUUUCUUUUCAGAUUUAGGGGCUUAGAGAAUCUCUUAAACAUGUCCAGGAGCACAUGACUGCAUGGGGGGAGUAAAGGCAAAGACUUUUGAACUUAUAACUUACCUUGCAUUUAUAUUCUUUCAUUAACCCAUAUCAAGUCAGAAAAUAACUCUUGAUAUAAAAAAAUCCAAUUUUAUUCCAAAAAGCUAACAUGGAUUAAUUUUUAUCACGUUUACUGACACUUGCUUUCUCUCUGAUUCAAUUUUGUCUGGACGUUUUAGUGUGUUUUGGGUUCUUUUUUGACUUGAUGUAGCUCAAGCUUCUGUUAUUUGUUUGAUUUUCUGGGUCGGUUACAGGUAUGUUAACCUCAGCUUCAUGUCUGCUUGUGUUGGGUGGUUCUACUUUUGCUGUUCUUACUUUUCUUUCUGACUUGUUGCCAAUAAAACUGCUUAAAGUUGAA
Messenger RNA from Xyrichtys novacula (pearly razorfish), 6013 nucleotides. The record is from the annotation of a GenBank genome assembly. NCBI's taxonomy places the organism in Eukaryota, Metazoa, Chordata, Actinopteri, Labriformes, Labridae.